CUUCCUGUGCACUGAGUUCUUAAUCUUCACAACGACCCUCUGAGGUAGACUCUGACCAUCUUUACUUUGCGAACAAGGAAACGGACACCCAAAGAGGGUCUGACUGAACCGCCCAGCCCCCUUUGCUGCCUGGCUCUUCCUGCUGCCUCGUGCGGGAUGCCUCUGCCCCAAGAACUGAGGGCUCGGGGGCCCCGCAGGCUUUGGCUUUCUGGCCCUGGGGUGCACCCCCACAGGCUGCACCUUCCUACAGGAUUACAGCCACAUUCCUCCCCACUCCCAAGGAUGCUUCACAGGGAUAGAGAACGCAAUGCCAAGAAGCUGGUGACGGCCAUCUUCUUCUCCGCCAUGGCUAACAGCAUUAAGUAUGAAGUGGCCUCCCAGCAGGAGGGGGAUGCUCCCCCCUCGGCCGAUGAAGCCAGCCCAGGGUCCGAGCAGGUAAAGCUGAAGAAGGAGAUCUCGCUGCUUAAUGGCGUGUGCCUGAUUGUGGGGAACAUGAUUGGCUCGGGCAUCUUUGUCUCCCCCAAGGGCGUGCUCAUGUACAGUGCCUCCUUUGGCCUCUCCCUGGUCAUCUGGGCUGUUGGGGGCCUCUUCUCCGUUUUUGGGGCCCUUUGUUAUGCGGAAUUGGGCACCACCAUUAAGAAAUCUGGGGCCAGCUAUGCCUACAUCCUCGAGGCCUUCGGGGGAUUCCUUGCCUUCAUCCGACUCUGGACCUCACUCCUCAUCAUCGAGCCCACCAGCCAGGCCAUCAUUGCCAUCACCUUUGCCAACUACAUGGUGCAGCCAAUCUUCCCGAGCUGCUUCGCCCCGUAUGUUGCUGGGCGCCUGCUGGCCGCUGCCUGCAUCUGUCUCUUAACCUUCGUUAACUGUGCCUACGUCAAGUGGGGAACGCUGGUACAAGAUAUCUUCACCUAUGCUAAAGUGUUGGCGCUGAUCGCUGUCAUCAUCGCAGGCAUUGUUAGACUUGGCCAGGGAGCCUCGACGCACUUUGAGAAUUCUUUUGAGGGUUCAUCAUUUGCAAUGGGUGAUAUUGCCCUGGCACUGUACUCGGCUCUGUUCUCCUACUCGGGCUGGGACACGCUCAACUACGUCACUGAAGAGAUCAAGAAUCCUGAGAGGAAUCUGCCCCUGUCCAUUGGCAUUUCCAUGCCCAUUGUCACCAUCAUCUACAUCUUGACCAAUGUGGCCUAUUACACCGUCCUAGACAUGAGGGACAUCCUAGCCAGUGAUGCCGUUGCUGUGACUUUUGCAGACCAGAUUUUUGGAAUUUUCAACUGGACAAUUCCGCUGGCGGUUGCGUUAUCCUGCUUUGGUGGCCUCAAUGCCUCCAUUGUGGCUGCUUCUAGGCUUUUCUUUGUGGGUUCAAGAGAAGGCCAUCUCCCUGAUGCUAUCUGCAUGAUUCAUGUUGAGCGGUUCACACCAAUACCUGCUCUGCUCUUCAAUGUAAGUGACCUCAAGGAUGGGGCUGAAAGCCAGACUGUGGGGGAAAUGUUAACAGAAGUGGGGGCGCCUGGUUAAGCAUCCGACUUCAUUUCAGCUCA
This is a messenger RNA of Leptonychotes weddellii (Weddell seal), 1538 nucleotides long. NCBI's taxonomy places the organism in Eukaryota, Metazoa, Chordata, Mammalia, Carnivora, Phocidae. The record is from RefSeq and is a predicted model, not a curated record.